Caenorhabditis remanei is the source of this 5046-nucleotide messenger RNA. RefSeq lists its product as uncharacterized. Bases 1 to 5046 code for a protein of 1681 amino acids. Gene Ontology annotation, biological process: RNA export from nucleus; post-transcriptional tethering of RNA polymerase II gene DNA at nuclear periphery; protein import into nucleus. The transcript is spliced from 11 exons. NCBI's taxonomy places the organism in Eukaryota, Metazoa, Nematoda, Chromadorea, Rhabditida, Rhabditidae. Gene Ontology annotation, cellular component: nuclear pore cytoplasmic filaments; nuclear pore. Gene Ontology annotation, molecular function: structural constituent of nuclear pore. The record is from RefSeq and is a predicted model, not a curated record.
AUGUUUGGCCAGAACAAAUCAUUUGGCUCAUCCAGUUUUGGAUCUGGCACUGGAAGCAACUUGUUCGGACAGAAUAAUCAAAACAAAAGCUUAUUCGGACAAAAUACCGCCACCAACAACACAAGCGCAACUUCCAGUUUAUUCGGAGGCAAUCAGAACAAGCCGGCUGGAUCUCUUUUUGGCGGUGGUGGCGCUUCAACAUCCACAAACCUUUUCGGUUCCCCACAAACUCAAAGCAACCAAAGUUCAUUGUUUGGCGGAGCACAGCAAAAUGCAAAUCGAUCACUAUUUGGAGGAGCCGCCACAACGACACAAACUGGUGGUGGACUUUUUGGUAGCAAUACAACUGCCAACACUGGAACAUCGAGUCUUUUCGGUUCGUCUAAUAACAACACGUCGGCCGGCGGCGGUCUCUUUGGAGCUUCUGGAUCAACAGUAUCAGGUACAACAGUCAAAUUUGAUCCGCCAAUUAACUCUGACACAAUGCUGAGAAACGGUAUAUCUCAAACAAUUUCUACGAAGCACAUGUGCAUCUCUGCAAUGAACAAGUACUCUGAUAAGAGCAUGGAAGAGCUGCGUGUGGAAGAUUAUAUUGCAAACCGAAAAGCACCUGGAGCCGGGACUACAACAACAACCGGCGGUGGUCUUUUUGGUUCUUCUAAUACUACCACAAAUCAAGCUGGUGGUGGUUUGUUCGGCUCGAAUAAUGCUCAACCCAAAACAUCAUUAUUCGGAGGAGCUUCCACAUCCUCUCCUUUCGGUGGUACCAAUACCACAACCACCGGUUCAUCACUUUUUGGAAAUAAUAAUGCAAAUACAUCGGGUGCUGGAAGUUCGUUGUUCGGAGCAAAACCAGCAGGGUCAUCCCUUUUUGGAAACACAGCAGCUACUACAGGUGGAUCUACAUUCGGACAAAGCACAGGGUCGUCUUUGUUCGGAGGGAACAAUCAGCCAGCUAAUACUUCUGGUUCGCUAUUCGGGCAACCACAGACUCAGCCAUCUGGUGGAUCAUUGUUUGGUAACAAUAACGCAGGCUCAACAGGAACAAGCCUGUUUGGAUCAAAUCAGCCACCACAGCAGCAAAAUGCAUUCACCUUUGGAGGUGGCGCAGCGACCAGCAAUGCUUUUGGUCAACCUGCUGCCAACACUGGAGGUUCUCUGUUCGGAAACACCUCGACUGCUAAUACCGGUGGCUCACUAUUCGGAUCAAAACCAGCCACCAGCUCCGGAUUCACCUUUGGCGGUAGCCAGCCAACGACAACCAACUCAUUUGGUUCUACGAAUACCGGCGGAGGGUUGUUUGGAAACAACGCUCCAAAACCAGGGGGUCUUUUUGGCUCAACGACAACUGGAACAACUGGAGGCGGCCUUUUUGGCUCGCAACCUCAAGCCAACACUGGAGGACUUUUCGGUUCGAAUCAAGCCACACAACCACUGAAUACUGGAUUUGGUAAUGCCGCACAGCAACAAGUCGUUGUACAACCUCAAGUAGCACCGGUACCUGUUAUUGGAGUUACCGCUGACGUUCUUCAAAUGCAAGCGAAUAUGAAAUCAUUGCAAUCUCAGUUGACGUAUGCGCCAUACGGAGAUUCUUCACUUCUGAAGUACAACAACAGCUCUGAAGCGAAAGAAUCUAAUUUGAGUGCUCAACAACGACAACUCAGAUUCCUUGCUGCUAAAAAGGGAGCAGCUGCAUCUCCAGGUCAAGAAUCAUCGUUUAUUGUUCCACCAGUGAGCAAGGUAAUGAGCGAUCUUUCACCAGCUCUGUCAAGAACUUCGGAAGUUACAAAAGAUCUGAACUACACUUCUAAAGAAGCGCCACCAUCUCUUGGUAGAGGUCUUCGAAACAGUACUUUCAAUGGGAGCAUGUCGAUGGCGAAUCAGAGUGUUCAUGAGUCAGGAGCCCUCAACAGAACUAUCGAUUCCACACUUGAUGCUUCUCUGAACGGUUCUUCUAACCGUCUGGGAGUUAGAGGAUCAGUCAGAAAGUCGAAUUUGAAACAGUUGGAUUUUUCCGCACUAUCGGAUACAUCAAGAAUGGGAUCGGUUGGAAGAGAGUCCCAUGUUGCUGAUCCAGAUGCUUUACCACGAAUUUCUGAAUCCGAAAGAAGAUCCGAUACCGUCAACUCGACUCCAUCUGUUGAUCCAGUCCAAGCUGUCAUUAAUCGUCAACAAGAUAGGAAGCGAGAUCCUCCAUCGUUGAAUUUGGACACAACCUGUGACGAACACACUGGGUUGGAACCAGUUUCCACUGCAAGCUCUGCUACAUCUGUAGUUUCAACCCCAUCCGAAGAGAAUCCUAUUGAUAACACAGCUGCUGGAGUGAAACUCAGCAAGCCUGAUUAUUUCUCUCUUCCAACAAUCAAUGAGAUGAAAAACAUGGUCAAGAAUGGGAAAGUUGUACUACCAGAAGGGUUGACUAUCGGAAGAUCAUCUUAUGGAAGUGUCUUCUGGCCAGGAAAAUUCGAGUUGAAGGAUAUUGUUCUAGACGAAGUUGUCGUUUUUCGCCACAAAGAAGUGACCGUCUAUCCGAAUGAAGAAGAAAAGGCUCCAGAAGGACAAGAGCUCAACAGACCAGCAGAGGUUACAUUAGAAAGAAUAUGGUAUAACGAUAAGAAGACCAAAAAAGAGGUCCGCGAUGUGGUUCAACUUGCUGAAGUUGGUUGGAGAGAACAUCUCGAAAGACAAACGAUUCGAAUGGGAGCCACUUUCAAAGAUUAUCGUGCUGAGACUGGAAGCUGGGUUUUCCGAGUUGAGCACUUCAGUAAGUACGGAUUGGCCGAUGAUGAUGAUGAACCAAUGGAAAUCGCUCCUCCACAACAAGGCCAGCAACCAUCUGCUUCACCACUCCAAGCUAUCGACAUGAAUACAUCCGCAAGAGAUGUCAACAAUCAAGUGCAAAGAAAGAAAGUCCAUCAGCAAACGGAUGGUCGGCAACGAGAGGUCAUUCUUGAACGUGUACCCCCUGCUACUCCACUCCAUGAUGCUAUUCCAAUCGUUCGUCGUAAAAAUGUCGGUGGACUUGGUGGAGGAGUUUUGGAUAAUAGUCGUGAAGAAUAUAACAUUUCUGGCAUGACAACUGAGUUCCUAAACGAGGACGAAACGUCUUUUUGUGAGGAGGGACAACAGCCAGAGAAGAAGCCUAAACUUGAAUUACUUAUGGAAUUGGAAUAUGAGAGUAGUCGUUUUAUCCAAAAUUUGCAAGAACUGAAAGUUAUGCCGAAGCCAAAAGAACCAGAACACCGGUUUCAUGGUGGUGGUCAUGCUGCAAAAAUGAUUGGAUAUGGAAAGAGUACACUGACGGAUUUGGCGAUUGUGAAGGGAAGAAGCUCACGAGUUGGAUGGAGUGAAACUGGAUGUCUUGUAUGGUCUUCUCAACCAACUCAUAAUCAAAUUCUAUUUGGAACUCUCGAUAGAACUUCUGAUGAAACUCUUGUAUCAAUGCUCAAUGUCAACUUAACCUUAUCUGAAACCAGUCGGAAGGGACCUUCGCUAGACACCGAUUCUAUGUCGUCUGUUCUUACUUCUAAUUUUGUAACCUAUCCGGAUACUUACUCUGAGAUGUUCAGAAGAUAUAUUGAAAUUGCUCAAUUAGGCGAAUAUGAUGGACAUGCUUCAGUAUGGAAACUUUUGUUAGCACUAUUCCCAUCUGAAAGAGAGGAAGGAUGGUCGUUUGAGCGUGGAGAACUAAUUGCAGAGUGGUUGAAAAACGAAGCAAUCAAAAAUGCGGCAGAAGAGAGAACAACACGAGAUACGUCGGUAACUGCUGUAUGGAAUCAACUGUGUCUUGGAGAUAUUGACAAUGCAUUCCAAGUUGCCAUAGAAAACGGACAAAAGCAGCUUGCAUCGGCUCUCCAAACAUCUGUAGUCUCUCCAGAAGUCACAACUCAUUAUUUCAAAUCUCAAAUUGAUCACUGGAAGAAUUUCGAUGUACUCCAUUUGGUUCCUAAAUCAACUCUGAAGUGCUACGUAUUAAUGUCUGGAGUAUCACACUAUUCGUGGACUCAUGAGGGUCAAACUCAUUCAAUCAAUUGCCUCGAAGGUCUCAACUGGAUUCAAGCUCUCGGUAUUCAUGUAUGGUAUCUUCGUAAAUGGAGUGGUCUUGAAGAAGCAUAUGAUGCAUAUCAAAAAGAUGUCGAUGAAGGUCGUGCAGCUUCGAAUCGGGGAGAUUUGUAUGGAGAAUUGAUCAAAUUGGCGUGUGAAUCACAACAUUCUGUCGAAGUUGUUCUUGACUGUGCCGCUGGAGAAAGUCCACAUGAUUAUUUCCUUCAAUGGCAUGUCUGGAGUGCCCUGUUUUCAGUUGGAUUCAGAACAAUGUCGAAGACAGCAGAGACCCGACUUCAUAGAAGUUAUUCGGCUCAACUGGAAUCUCUUGAACUACCGAAAUCCGCUUUGUUCGUCCUCCAACACAUUGAUGAUGAUGAAGAAAGAUCCACAACAAUUCGUUCAUUUUUGGAUCGUGUCGCCAACUUCGCCAACGAGGAAAUUCUCGAUGCCAUCUUCGAGCAAUACGAUAUUCCAUCCGAAUGGAUCGCGGACUCCCAAUUCUCUAUCGCCAAACCCGAUAACGAUGUCACUCAUCUUUUCGAGCUUGCUGUUGCUGCGAAAAACCUAGUAGAAAUUCGUCGGCUAUUUUCCGAAGAAAUCGCUCCGACUGCUGUUCUCUCCGGUGAUCAUGAAGCAUUGAAAACAGCGUGCGUGAUGGUUCGUCCGUUUGAGAACCAAAUACCAGAGUGGGGAGCUACUGGAAUGGUGUACAUCGACUACUGUAGACUAGUUGACUUGAUUGAGAACAAUGCAGAUGAGGCAGAAUUGAAGGAAGUGCUUGAAAGCCUUGAGACUCGGCUCCAUGCUCCAGCCUCUGAAAAGAAAAAUACUAUUAGAAAACUUUCUCUCCAAACUGUCGGUCGUGUAUUAUUCGAAUACCGUUCCGACACGAGUAAUCUCCCAGAAUGGACUAAACUUCUCGGUCAUCACCAGCUUUUCAAGAUUUUCCGCGAUCGCUCCUCUUGGGGAAUCGAACGCUUUGCUAUCGACUACGAUUAG